GGAACCGGCAAGUCAUGUAUAACAAUGCGUCUCGUGCGCAGUCAAUGGAUGGACGAAUACGACCCCACUAUAGAGGACUCGUACUCGACCACCUGCGUCGUCGACGGCGAAACCUUCGAACUCGACAUCAUCGACACCGCCGGACAGGAAGAAUACCGAGGCCUGCUAAGCGGUCUGUGGCAGGCCGGCAACGUCGCAGAUGCAUAUCUGCUAGUCUACGACAUUACGAAUCUGCAGACGCUGCGGGCGCUCGAAGAAUUCGACGACCUGAUAUCGAACGCGCAAGAGAUCAAUCAUGCGCCUAAUACGACUCCACCCGUGAAGCUGGUUGCGGGGAAUAAGUGCGAUUUGGCGACAUACCGUGCUGUUCCUAGUCAGCAGGGACUGAAUUGGGCCCGUCGGCAUGGUUGUGGAUUCAUGGAAACAAGUGCGCUGAUGAGUGUCAACAUCGAAGAGACCUUCUCUCUGAUGGUGCGGCGGGUGCGCGACAACCGAAUCCUCGAGCAGAAA
Molecule: messenger RNA, 510 nt
Organism: Myxozyma melibiosi
Lineage: Eukaryota; Fungi; Ascomycota; Lipomycetes; Lipomycetales; Lipomycetaceae
Product: P-loop containing nucleoside triphosphate hydrolase protein
Exons: 4
Biological process (GO): Ras protein signal transduction
Cellular component (GO): plasma membrane
Molecular function (GO): GDP binding; GTPase activity; GTP binding
Source: RefSeq, a predicted model, not a curated record